Caenorhabditis sp. 36 PRJEB53466 is the source of this 1541-nucleotide messenger RNA. The record is from the annotation of a GenBank genome assembly. NCBI's taxonomy places the organism in Eukaryota, Metazoa, Nematoda, Chromadorea, Rhabditida, Rhabditidae.
AUGGGUAAAUUCCUGUCGAAAAUUUUCGGGAAAAAAGAGCUCCGAAUAUUGAUGCUCGGAUUGGACGCCGCCGGUAAAACCAGUAAGUUUUCUAUUGGCUUUCGUGUAUUCUUGAUGAUUUUGCUCAAAAAAACGACAAAUUUUCAGCGAUUCUGUACAAAUUGAAGCUCGGACAGUCGGUGACCACAAUUCCGACGGUCGGUUUCAACGUCGAGACGGUCACCUACAAAAAUAUAAAAUUCAACGUUUGGGUGAGCAGUUUUCUGAGUUCAAAUUCGGUUUUUUACUAAAACAAUGGUUCAGGACGUCGGCGGACAGGACAAAAUUCGGCCGCUCUGGCGACAUUACUACACAGGCACCCAGGCGCUCAUUUUUGUGAUGGACGCCGCCGAUAGAGACAGGUAAGCAAUUGGAAAAGCGGAAAAAGCUCAAAAUUUACAAAAUUUUGCAGAGUCGACGAGGCGCGGAUGGAACUGCACCGAAUUAUCAACGAUCGUGAGAUGAAGGACGCGAUUAUCCUCGUUUUUGCAAACAAACAAGAUCUGGCCGAUGGUAGGUGGCGGAAAUUUGAAUGUUUCGAGUUUCUGGGGUUUCACGGUCUCCAGAGCUGACAAUGGGCGCAAGUGCGCCCCGUCAAAUAGAGCGAUACAUUGGCGCGAAAUUCAAAUUCUAUCAGCAAAAUUUGUGUUUUUUGCCAGAAUUGCCACAAAAAACCGAUAAUUUCUCAUUUGUCUCUCGAUAGGCCGAUUGUAUAGGCUAUUACGAAUUUUUUAAGCGCAAGAGCGUUAAAUUUGGUCAAGUUUGAAGGUUUUUGGCUAAAACUGCGUGAAUUUCAGUUGCUUUUCGGUAAUUUUCGCGGUUCGAGCGCUCAAAAUGCUUGUAUUUACGUUUAUUGUUAUUAUUAAAAUCAAUUCUGUCGGAAAACGGUCAAGAAAGCGCAAAAUGAGAAGUGCGGUUUUUAGGCGGCGAAGGCGAAAAAGCGAAAUCCGCGAAAAAUGCGCGAAAACGUCAUUAAUUCUGAGAAUUAGUGUGUUUUCAUGUCAAACAAUCAUUUUUUAUCGCCGUUGACCACACAAAAAUCAGAGAAAACGUGCUCAAUUCAUGAAAACGCCAUUUGGCCGAGGCCACGCCCAUAUUGUCAGCUCUGGAAACCGUGGGUUUUUCCUUAUUUCAUUCCCGAAAAUCGAGUAGUUUCGAGAACAACAACUGAGAAAAUGACUCAAAUGCUUAUUUUGACGAAUUUCCCGCAUGUUUCCUGUGAAAUACCGAAAAACGUUGCAACUCUACCGAAACAUUCAAAAAUUUGUUUUCAGCGAUGAAACCACACGAAAUACAGGACAAACUGGGGCUGACAAGGAUUCGCGACAGGAAUUGGUACGGUUUUCGUUUGCUCAAAAUUCUCACACUAAAAGGAUUCGAAAUCAUUAAUUGUUCUCCCAUAAAUGCGCAUCUUUUGCAGGUACGUGCAGCCGUCGUGCGCGUCAACCGGAGACGGACUUCACGAAGGAUUGACGUGGCUGAGCCAGAAUUGCAAGCCAUGA